UAUAACUUGAAGGUUCUGUUUUCAGGACGUUGUUGCCACAGAUUGCUACGGGAGGUUAUAUUUGUUUGUACACGUGUUGGAACCGUCUCGCGUAAAAGAGAAUGGCUGGAAAAAAUUUCGUUGAUGAAAUAAAUGCCUUCUUUACGCAAAAAUCGGAUUUUAACUCCGAUGAAGAACCGGAAGAGACAAAGGCGAAGGUGGUGGAAUAUUACGACAAGGACGAUGUCUCAGAAGACGAGUUUCGACAAUCUAAAAUUCGCACACAAAAUAUUGAUACCUUGGACGAAGUGGAUGAAAGAUAUGCUGGUAAAAAAGUCUCGAGGAAAGAUAUAUAUAACGAUGAGGAUGUUAUGAGUGAAGAUGAGAUGGAGAGUGAAACCUCUGAAAACUCUGAAAACUCUGAGGAAUACGUGAAAGAUGAAGAGGUGGAAAGUACAUUAGAACAAAGCGAAGAUGAAUUUGACAACGAUGAAGAAGAAGAAGAUUUUCAGGACUCUCAAGAUGCUGAAAGUAUGUCUAAUACAGAAGAACAAGAUGAGCAUGAUAUGGAUAUAGACAAUUCGCUUAACAAUCAGAAAGAAUCUACUAUUAAAACCAUGUCUGAAACAAAUGUUAAGGCAGAAAUAGAAAAAGGCAAUUGUAUCAGGAACCAGCUUAAGUUUUGGGAAAAUUUACUAGAGAUGCGAAUAAAAUUGCAAAAGUGUGUUAUAAUUAGUAAUCAAAUGCCACAGUAUGAUAUACAUAAGAAACUUAGGUCAGAUACAGAGUUUAUGAAAAAUACCAACGAGAUUACAACUAAAUUGUUAUUAAGCUUAAAUAACAUGUUGCAAUUGAGGGAUCUCUUGUUAAAACAAUAUCCUGAAACGAAAAAUCUGUGUGUCAGUUCCAAGAAAAGGAAAACCGGCAAAGACGAAAAUACAAAUUCAAAUGAUCCAAUGGAUGAAGAAAUACCUUCUGAUAUAGAAGAUACAUUAGAAAAAGAAUCAUCUAUCGACGAAGACAUGGAAACGGAAGAACCAGUACCUCGAAAACGUCUUAAAUACAAUGAUUGUGAAAAAGUUUUGCAAGAAAAUCAUGAUUCCUAUAGAGAAUAUAGAGAUUCUAUAAUAAAGAAGUGGAAUGACAAAACACGGAUUGCUACAGGUUCACUGAAUAAAGGUUCGAGUCAGACUACACUUAAACAAAUUGAAUUUGCCAUGAGCGACAUAAGCAAAUUACGAAAGAAAACUCAAUUAAAACGCUCUGAAUAUAACAUCGUUGGUAAAGCUUUAUCAAAUGAAGAUAGCGAUGGUAGAAGAAUUCAAGAAUAUGAUCCGGAAAUUUAUGAUGACGAUGAUUUCUAUCAUCAGCUGUUAAGGGACUUGAUAGAGUAUAAAUCAUCUGAUGUGACAGAUCCUGUACAACUCAGUAAUCAAUGGAUCCAAUUGCAAAACAUGCGUAAAAAGAUGAAGGUGAAAGUCGAUACUCGCGCGACGAAGGGUCGGAGAGUGCGGUAUAAUAUUCACAAUAAAUUAGUCAAUUUUAUGGCACCUGUCACAGUGUACGAUACAUGGACGGAUAGUGCGAAGAACGAAUUGUACAAUUCAUUAUUCGGUAAAAUAAAACCAACGGAAGACCAAAUAAAGCAGUAAUGAAAAUUAUGAAAAUCUAAAUUAUUAAGUCAUAAUUUUACCUUUGUAAUAUACAAAAAUUUAUACAAUAUAUAUAUUGACAAAUAGAUUUCUCAAUCUAUCCGUUCCAUGAUGUAAUCGGAAUAAUCUAAUUACUAUUU
Messenger RNA from Camponotus floridanus (Florida carpenter ant), 1771 nucleotides. It is a transcript of the gene Aatf, whose product is annotated as protein AATF. The record is from RefSeq and is a predicted model, not a curated record. NCBI's taxonomy places the organism in Eukaryota, Metazoa, Arthropoda, Insecta, Hymenoptera, Formicidae. Gene Ontology annotation, cellular component: nucleus; nucleolus. The transcript is spliced from 2 exons. Gene Ontology annotation, biological process: regulation of transcription by RNA polymerase II. Bases 102 to 1631 code for a protein of 509 amino acids.